Molecule: messenger RNA, 1203 nt
Organism: Mycotypha africana
Lineage: Eukaryota; Fungi; Mucoromycota; Mucoromycetes; Mucorales; Mycotyphaceae
Product: kinase-like domain-containing protein
Exons: 5
Coding region: 1-1203 (400 amino acids)
Biological process (GO): protein phosphorylation; intracellular signal transduction
Cellular component (GO): nucleus; cytoplasm
Molecular function (GO): ATP binding; MAP kinase activity
Source: RefSeq, a predicted model, not a curated record
AUGAACAUACCCGAUGACUACUACACUGUCAUAAUCAAUAACCAAUCUGAAAAAUUCACUAUCAGUAAGCGGUUUCGAAUUAUUCGUGAAGUUGGAUCAGGAUCUUAUGGAUCUGUCUGUAGUGCAAUCAAUGUGAAUACAAAUGAAGUUGUUGCUAUAAAGAAAUGUCGGCAUGUAUUUGACAAAAAGCUUAUAACAAAGCGGUGUCUUCGAGAAAUAAAACUUUUGCAGCAUUUCAAUGGCCAUCCACGCAUCAUUGAUUUAAAAGAGAUGGAUAUUGUAGAUCCACAGAAUUUCAACGAAAUAUACUUGAUACAAACUUGUUGUGAUACGACAAUGUCGGAUAUAAUUCAUUCAAAAGUCAAAUUGGAACCUGUUCAUUAUCAAUGGUUCAUGUAUCAGAUUUUCACUGCAUUAAAGUAUAUUCACAGUGCGAAUGUUUUGCAUAGAGACCUUAAGCCUGCAAACAUUCUUGUGAACGAAAACUGCGACUUAAGGAUAUGUGAUUUCGGUAUGGCCCGCGGCAUAGCAAUUCCUUCGAAUGCCAUUGAUUCUCAAAAUAUGACACACUAUGUGGUAACCCGUUGGUAUCGAGCACCUGAAAUUAUGAUGAGUCGCAACGCUUACGAUAAAUCCAUUGACAUGUGGUCGGCAGGCUGUAUCUUAGCAGAAUUGCUUGGCAGGAAAGUGCUUUUCAAAGGAUCAGAUUAUGUUGAUCAGUUACAUAAAAUAGUUGGUAUCCUUGGGCUUCCCAAGGACACAUCUUUUUGGGAUAGUUCAUCAUCGGUUACAGAAUAUAUUAGAAGCUUACGUGAUGAGUGUGGCAACCCUCCACCCGAAGAGCCUGUUGAUUUUAAUGUACUCUUCCCGAACGCUCCACCAGAAGCGAUUGAUCUGCUACAAAAAUUGAUACAACUGGACCCAUUGAAACGGCUCACUGCUGAACAAGCGUUGGAGCACCCAUUUGUAGCGCCAGUAAGGGACCUUGCAGAAGAAUUAGAUUGUCCUUCUAAAUUCGACUUUGAAAGCUUUGAAAUGAUUGAAAGUGAGCAUCUUCUACGACAAUGCAUUAUUGAGGAAAGUACACCUGUUACACCAGAGGUUCGUUCUUUCAACUAUACUGUGUCCUUUCCGUGCAUUCCCAUCUCGAACGCAACAAAAGGCAUGAAUGGCUUUUCUACUAUGAACCUCUUUGAUCGCUAG